GGGGGAGGAGCCUCCAGUGAAAGUGAAAGUGUUCAGACUCGUUCUAACUUCAGGGAGCAGACGGAGGAGACGUGAAGUCUGAGGCUGGUGAGUGUUCAGCUACAUUUAUAUUAUUCAUUCAUAUUAUUUCACAGUUUCACUUUUUAUCUUCAUCUGUUCAUCAAGUGUUUAAUAACACAACGUGUUUUCACAAUCAUACGUUACAGUAACCUGAGCGUGUGUGUGUGUGUGUGUCCUUGCUGGGAAGUUUUGGGUGCGGUUCUUAAACUUGUUUGUCCUGAUUCCUGUGAGCUCAGGAAAACAGGAAGUGAUGCAAUUCGCUUACCUGAGCAAGAGAGAGAGAGAGAGAGAGAGAGAGAGAGACUAUGAAGCCCUGCAUCUACUUAUUGAUUCAGUCGACAGAAACGCGCAGUGCUUUUAUUUUGAAAUGGAACUAGAGGAAAUAGACCAGACCUUGAAUAUCUAGAAGAGCAGCGUGGCCUGAACCACAACUGAGCCGCAGCCGGUGCAACAUGGACGAGGACACUUCAGAGCAAGUUGGACCCUCAACCACAAAAGGUCAGGACCACAGACUGAGAGCAGAGUCUCCAGGGUCCAGCUGUCUGUCUCUGAAGAGUGACUGGUCCAUGGAUCCUCCUCCAGUCUUCAGUAAAGAACCUGGACCCUCACACACAAAAGGUCAGGACCACAGACUGAGAGCAGAGUCUCCAGGGUCCAGCUGUCUGUCUCUGAAGAGUGACAUGUCCAUGGAUCCUCCUCCAGUCUUCAGUAAAGAACCUGGACCCUCACCCACAGAGGAGAGGAAGAGGAGUCAUGUUUCUGAGGAGGAGCAGUCGUCCUGCUGUGCUUCGUGUCAGGACGUCCUGAAGGAUCCAGUCUCCACCAGCUGUGGACACUGGUUCUGCAGACAGUGCAUCACCUCAUACUGGGACCAGUCUGGUUCUUCAGGAGACUCCUCCUGUCCCCAGUGUGGACAAAGAUCCAGAACAGGAGCUGGAGAUCGUGGUCUGCAGGAGGUUUUAGAUGAACAUAAGCUCAGUGUGAGGAGGAGUUGUGAACAUGUGACUGAAGGAAGUGAUGAAACAGGAAGUAGAACCCUCCUCAACAGGAUCUACACUGAGCUCCACAUCACAGAGGGACAGAGUGAAGAGGUUAAUACUCAACAUGAGGUGAGGCAGCUUGAGACGGCUUCCAAGAUGAAGAUCCUCCAGGACACUCCCAUCAAGGUCCACGACAUCUUCAAAGCCUCCACUGACCAGCAGAGCAGCAUCAGAGUCGUCCUGACCAACGGAGUCGCUGGCGUUGGAAAAACCUUCUCGGUGCUGAAGUUCACUCUGGACUGGGCAGAGGGUUUAGAGAACCAGGAUGUGGGUCUGCUGGCUGUGCUUUCGUUCAGGGAGCUGAACCUGGUGAAGGACCAGCAGCACAGUCUUCUCACGCUGCUCCAUGUUUUCCAUCCAGCGUUACAGAAGCUCACGGCAGAGACGCUCGCUGUCUGUAAACCUUUGUUCAUCUUUGACGGCCUGGAUGAAAGCAGACCUUCUCUGGACUUCAACCACAGGGAGCUUGUGUCUGAGGUCACACAGAGGUCAUCAGUCAACGUGCUGCUGACAAACCUCAUCCGGGGGAAUCUGCUUCCCUCGGCUCUCGUCUGGAUAACCUCCAGACCUGCGGCGGCCAAUCAGAUCCCUCCUGCAUGUGUUGACAGGGUCACAGAAGUACGAGGCUUCACUGAGGCCCAGAAGGAGGAGUACUUCAGGAGGAGGUUCAGUGAUGAAGAGCUGUGCAGCAGAAUCAUCUCACACAUCAAGACGUCCAGGAGCCUCCACAUCAUGUGUCAAAUCCCAGUCUUCUGCUGGAUCAGUGCUACAGUUCUGGAGCACAUGUUGACCACAGACCAGAGAGGAGAGCUGCCCAAGACCCUGACUGACCUGUACUCACACUUCCUGCUGGUUCAGACAAAGAGGAAGAACAACAAGUACGGUGAGGGACAUGAGACGACUCCACAGAGGCUGAUGGAGGCUGACAGGGACGUUCUCCUGAAGCUGGGGAGGCUGGCACUUAAACAUCUGGAGGAAGGAAACAUGAUGUUCUACCAAGAAGACCUGGAGCGGUGUGGUCUUAAUGUCACAGAGGCCUCAGUGUACUCAGGAGUUUGUACUGAGAUCUUCAGAAGAGAGUGUGUGAUCUUCCAGAAAUCAGUCUACUGCUUUGUUCAUCUGAGCAUUCAGGAGUUUCUGGCUGCAGUCUACAUGUUCCACUGUUACACACACACAGAAGAACUCAACAACUUCUUGGGAACAUAUGGGGACACAGACAGAACCUUCUCCCUGGAUGACCUCCUGUGGAGAACCAUGGAGAAAUCCCUCACCAGUACAAAUGGUCAUCUGGACCUGUUUGUUCGCUUCCUUCACGGCCUCAGUCUGGAGUCCAACCAGAGAGUCUUAGGAGGCCUGCUGGAUCGGACAAGGAACAAUCCAGAGAUCAUCCAGAGAGUCAUCAACAACCUGAAGGAGAUGCAGAGUGAUGACAUUUCUCCUGACAGAAGCAUCAACAUCUUCCACUGUCUGACUGAGAUGAACGACCACUCAGUUCAUCAGCAGAUGAAACAGUUCCUGACGUCAGAGAACAGAUCAGAGGAGAAACUCUCUGAGAUCCACUGCUCAGCUCUGGCCUACAUGCUGCAGAUGUCAGAGGAGGUUCUGGAUGAGUUGGACCUGAGGAAGUUCAACACAUCAAAGCAGGGUCGAUGGAGACUGAUCCCAGCUGUGAGGAACUGCAGGAAGGCUCUACUCUGGGGUUGUGGACUCUCAGAGACUCACUGUGAAGUCGUGGCCUCAGCUCUGAAGUCAGACCCCUCACAUCUGAGAGAACUGGAUCUGAGUGGAAACUGGCUGCAGCAUUCAUAUGUGAAGCUGCUGUGUUCUGGACUGGAGAGUCCAAACUGUCGACUGGAGACUCUGAGGUUGAGGGGCUGCAGUCUGUCAGAGAUCAGCUGUUCUUCUCUGGCUUCAGCUCUGAGGUCAAACCCCUCUCAUCUGAGAGAACUGGAUCUGUAUGAAAACAGAGACCUGAAGGACUCAGGAGUGAAGGAGCUGUGUGGUUUUCUACAGAGUCCAACCUGUCGACUGGAGACUCUGACGUUGAGGCUCUGCAGUCUGUCAGAGAUCAGCUGUUCUUCUCUGGCUUCAGCUCUGAGGUCAAACCCCUCUCAUCUGAGAGAACUGGAUCUGAGUAGAAACCUCCUGAAGUACUCAGGAGUGAAGGAGCUGAUUGAUCUACAGAAGAGUCCAACCUGUCGACUGGAGACUCUGAGGUGGGGGAGGUGGUCUUAGUGGAGCUGAGUGUGAAGAGGACAGUGUGUGUGGACGGAGGCUGAGCUGUGUCCUGAGGAUCCAGAGGCUGAAGCAGCAGCAGCUUGUGUGUAGUCUCCAAUCUACACAACCCCUAAUCUGCAUGUGUUUGUGAGAUGAAGCCGGAGCACCUGGAGAAAACACGGGGAGAACAUGCAGACUCCACACAGGAAGACCCCAUCUGAACCGGAUUCAAACCAGCAACCUCCCUCCCCCAUUUGUGUUUAUUCACAUGAAGAAUGUGUUUAUUGAAAUGACACAACACAAGCAGAAUAUAUAAACCCUCUAUAAAGAGUCACAUACAGUGUGUUUAAGUUUGUCUUUGUUAUUGUCCACCUUUGUCCCUCAGUGUGUCUCCAUGUGUGUAGAACCACAUUCUGUGAAGAUGUUUGUUUAUGAUCUCAAAGUUCUAAAGAAGGAAGGCUGCCGUGUCUUGAGCUCUCCCACAGCUCUGCUCUUUUUUCUAUCUUGUUGUUAUUUAUUCUUCUUUAUUUUGCAUUGUGCACUCCGACAAAGCGAGGCCUAUCAUCAUAUACGAUAGAGAACAGCUUUGUCACCAGUGAUGACCUGGACCCACCACACAGACUCCAUCAGGAGGACGGCCAGGCAGCGGCUCCUCUUCCUCCGCAGGCUGUGGAGGCUCCACAUGGACUCCAGGAUUCAGGUGCACCACAGAGAGCAUCCUGACCGGCUGCUUCACCGCCCUGAACCGUGAGGCUCCACAGAGGGUUAGGGUCACAUCACCAGGAUGGAGCUCCAUCCAUAGAGGACCUCUACACCCGGCGGUGCAGGAAGAGGACCAUCCAGAUCAUUAAAGACCUCCAUCACCCAGACAGGAACUGUUCUCCUGCUGCCGUCUGGCCGACAGUACCUCAGCAUCCGGGCCGGCAGCACCAGCUCAGAGACAGUUUCAUCCCCCAGAUAAAAUAGAGCAGCAAACAUAUUCUAAUGAUGCUAGAGCAACAGAGAGAAAACACAUCGGCAGGGACUCGGAAUGUUACGAUGGAUUUCAUUUAGAGAAGUAGCGACGGCUAAAAGAUGAGUGGCUUUCUCUGUGUUUGUUUUUCUUUUUGACACGACCCUGUUGGAUGUUAAUACUGUUAUUAUUUUUUAUUAUUACUAGUGAGUGCAGGAGUGAAGUGACUGUAUUUGUUUCACAUGUCUGAGGAAACGUUGUUUAUUUGACCUGCAGAAUCUUUUCAGUAAACUGUUCAACUCUAACGCUCUGGUCUGUUUCCCUGUCGGUUUGAGAGGCUGUAAGUUUUAUUUUGAACAUCUCUAUUCUUUUGAACUUUGGGUUAUAAUUCACAAAACCAUUUAUAAACUUUUCUUUCUGAAAUAAAGUUGAAGCUCUUUCCUCCAGACGAGGUGAGCACAUGAGUGAUGGACUUUUCUUUCUGGUUCAGCUCAUUUGUUAAUGGUGGGUUGAUCGACUGUUCUGAUUGGAUGUUCCUUAGUGGUUAUUUUUUAUGAAUCUACUUCCUGUGUUGAGCGGGAGCUGCUGUUUAAAUAUGUGUUUGACCUUUGACCUGAGCUGACCCGACAGUUCAAUGUGAUGAAGAGGAUGAAGAUGUGUAGUAUGUGUUGAACGUUGUCGUCCACUCAGAGGAUCAAUAAAGAUUAUAACUGAUGAUCAA
Molecule: messenger RNA, 4990 nt
Organism: Platichthys flesus (European flounder)
Lineage: Eukaryota; Metazoa; Chordata; Actinopteri; Pleuronectiformes; Pleuronectidae
Product: NACHT, LRR and PYD domains-containing protein 12-like
Exons: 10
Coding region: 513-3335 (940 amino acids)
Molecular function (GO): protein binding
Source: RefSeq, a predicted model, not a curated record